Branchiostoma floridae (Florida lancelet) is the source of this 4868-nucleotide messenger RNA. RefSeq lists its product as uncharacterized. The record is from RefSeq and is a predicted model, not a curated record. The transcript has 6 exons. The coding region runs from base 122 to 3544 and encodes 1140 amino acids. Gene Ontology annotation, molecular function: protein binding. NCBI's taxonomy places the organism in Eukaryota, Metazoa, Chordata, Leptocardii, Amphioxiformes, Branchiostomatidae.
CAACAUCUUGAAACAUGUACAGAUAUAAAUCUGCAACAGUUGCUUACAUUUCUUUUGAAACCUGUAGGUGCGUUCAAUCUCUCGAGAAAAGCCCGUACGUACGCUGUACUUGCUGAACACCAUGAAGCCGGGGUUCUUCCCGUACGAAGCGUUCGAGGACGGGAAGUGGGCGAAGCUCUGUCUGCUGAUGGGCGUCAACGGCGAGAUACGCAAAGUUCCCAGCAUGCCUCUUCACAGGUCCCAGCUGACUGUCCUGGUACUGCUCAACACGAGGCUCACCAUGCUGCCUGAUGACAUCGGUGAGCUGUCGAACCUGGAGGUCCUCCGCCUCAGCUUCAACCACAUCCGCACCCUCCCGCCGGGCAUCGGCAAGUGCCACGCUCUACGCUACCUCGCCGCAGACCACAACGCUCUACGGGAACUCCCCCGCGAGCUCGGCCAGCUCGCUGACACCCUGGUGUCUUUGUUUGUCAACAACAACGAGAUCGUCAAGCUGCCGUUCGAGCUGGGCUUGCUGCGGAAUCUGCGGUACCUUUCGCUGGAGAACAACCCGAUCGAGUUCCCGCAGCCCAACAUCCUGCAGCAGCCUCUGCAGCACAUCCUGGCGUACCUGCGACCGUACCUGGGAGAGACGGUCGAGGACCGAACUGUCCGCGUGGUGCUCAUGGGUGGAAGGGGCGCAGGGAAGACGACGCUUCUACAUGGGAUGCAGCGUAAGUACUGGAUCGGGACCGCCCCCGACCCAGAGAAAACCGUCUACAUCGACAUCGCAGACGUGAACCUUACUGAGAUCCAGCUGCGAGUGUUUGACCUGGCCGGAGAUGCAGACGUAUUCCAGACGCAGCUUCCGUUCGUCCCGCGCCGCUGCCUCUACCUCGUCACCUUUGACCUGAGCGUGGAAGCUGUUGACCCUGACAGUGACCUGACGUUCCAGCUGGAGGCGUCGCUGUCGAAGAUCUGCGAGCAUGCACCAAUGGCGUACGUAAUUCUGGUCGGCACGCAUGUGGACGACAAACGACUCACGAAGGACAUUCUCGACUACACCUGGGGCAAGGUGAACGCCCUGUUACAGCGAGCGCGCCCGUCACACCGUGAGAACUUCAGCGGGGAGUCGUCUAUCGGGAACUGCCUGCUGUGUCAGAAGGCCGAUCACCUCUACCGCGUGGCAGAGACACGGAACGGGCCCGGCUACGUCACGGUCGACAGCUUUCGACAGAGGACGCAGUCCAUAGACUUAGGGCGACGCUGGAGCUUUGGGAAGGCGGACGAAUUUGAGUCUCCGCACAUCCUGGGUUACUUUGAGGUGAGCGGAAAGCGACCGUGCCCCAAACCGCUCUUCAGCAUCAGUAACCGGAUCCACAACGAGAGCAUCGAGCAGCUCAAGUACGCCAUGGAAGGCUACGCGCAGCUCCUGCGUGACCCCUGCCCCAACAUCCCGAAGAAAUGGAGCGAGAUGAUCCGCUUCCUUCGCUACGAGGCGCCGCAACAGAACGCCCACCUCCAGACGCAUCCCAUCAUGCCCUUCGACGUGUACUGCGCCAUUGCAAUGACUUGUGGGAUACUGUCGGAAGAGGAGAUCACCGUGAUGACUCAGCACUUUCACCAGCAGGGCGUGUUCCUCCACUACUCCGACUCCCCCGAACUGACCAAUCACGUCUUCCUCAGCACAAAGUGGCUAACCAGUCAGCUUGGAAAGCUCCUGUCACAUGAUCAUGAACAGCCACCAAUCAGUGCAGAAGGUUUCCUUGACCACGACAUCCUGCCCAAGGUGUGGGCAGAUGUGGAGGAAAGGUACCACGGGACGCUGCUUGCCCUCUUCCGCCAUGUUGGAAUCAGCGUGAAGGUCUGCGAUACAGAGCGAGACGUUUUCCCUGGGCGAAUCCCAGCGUGUCGUCCUGAUGACGACAUCUGGAAUGCAGACCUGGCGCCGGAGGAGAGCCAGAUUACGUCGGUUUUCAGCUUCAGUCGGUACCCGCUCUCGUUCUUCUCCUCGCUGGUUGCGGCAGUGGAGCGAGACCGCGCCCAUUCCAAGCUGCUUGUGAAAAACCCAGCGGUGUACCGACAGAACUGUGUAGUGUACGUCAGCAGCAGCGUCCCCACGGGCUGCGCCGUGUGUCGUAAGCGGAACCUCUCCCACGGUGAUGCCUGGCACCUACGGGAGGCAGAGAUACCCGACACCACAGCCGCUGGGCAGGAGGAUGAUCGCGAGGAUUCCCGUAUUGCUCAUCUCUUGGAUGUACCAGAGUUUUCGGAGGAGCAAAAAUCCCGAUCGACAUCGUCUGAGUCACUCAAUGUGCAGGAGGAACCGGAGUUACCCGAGGCAGAUCAGCAGAAAUCGCCGGCAGUCAUCUUCGACAGCUCAGAUAGCGAGAGUUCGAAAACUGACUUUGUGGCCACCCAGAAGAUGCACUUCUAUCUGAACCCGAAGAGUCGGAGUUUAGAGGUCAUAGUUCGAGGGGAGCGGCCAUGCUGCGGGAUGGAGCACGUGCGGGAAAUCCUGGCAGGAAUCUUCAUGGGAAAACCCAGGUUGACACAUCAGGAGAAGGUGGUCUGCCCCUGCUGCCUGCUAGAGGGAAAACCCGCCCCUGCAUUCUUCGCUCGCGACCCAGAUAUGGAGCCAGACGGGGUGCGGGCCACCCACCAGAACAGCCACCAGCAGGACGGGGAGGAGAUCACCUGUCGAAACAGCCAUCAGCUGGGCACCUGGCGUGACCUUCUGAAAGGGACGAUACCAGAGAGCUUCCGUGCCAGAAUGCGAUGUGGUAACCAUGGUGAUGCCGACUCCACGGACAGUAUUGUGUGUCCCGCCUGUGUUCUGGAGAGGCACCCAGAACCAGCGGUGUUCGAACACGACGAGGUUGGCACAGAAGAGCAGAAGCCGCUGGUGUGUCAGAACGGCCACGAGCUGGGGACCUGGGGAGACAUCGCUAACGGGAAGAUCCCAGAGAAAUACCUGCAGCACCGGGAGGGGACGGAGAACGGAACAGAUCUCCCUCAGAAGGUCACAAACAGAAACAGCGCGGAGGUCACAGAACAGCAAGUCAUACAGCACACCCCGUCGCUUACCAACCAGUCUCAUGACAGGAAAGAGGAAACAGCAGAAACAGCAGUAACCAUGAAAACAAACUUGGAGAAUAUAAACGGCAACACAAACAACAACAACAACAACAAAGACGCAGUGGGUUCAUUUCCAUUGCUGGAACAGAUGCAAAGAAUGAUGGGAGAGAGCCCCUCAGAUGAGGCUUUGAUGAACCUUGCUCAAACAGAAUCACUUUCCGACCCACCAAACCCCACCUCGCGAAGUCCCGACUCACCGCGUACCUCCAAACGGAAAAGCUAUUCUGAAGACUACCCCCAGGAGCAGAACCCAUUCGACGAGCCCACUUGUACUUACAACAGCCCCUCCCAGCAGUAUCCAGAGGAACUGAACCCAUUUGAGGAAGUGGAGGAGCGAGUGGCGACAAUCCAGGUCGAUGAAAUGUACAUAAGCAGUCCCCUUGCCAACUCCAGUGUGCUGGGUCCUGAGGACAGUGCUGUGCAGUAGCGCCCCCCUGCAGGUCCCAGCAGAACUGAACAUACUGAUGCAGUAAAGUGCAGAUUGUGCACAUUAUUUGUGACUAUUGAUUAAGGAUCAUUGAUUGUAUGUCAUUUAUUGAUAGUUAUAGAUGACUACCAGUAGCGACUGGUCAGCACUGGGUACUUGCCUGUACUUAAUAGUUAUGACUAUGCUAAAGAAUUUCAGGUGAAUGUGCAUCCACAAAUAGUUUCAUUCAAACCCCACCAAAGCUGCUUCAAACAUUAAUGCUUGAAACAGUAGACCCAGGAGUAUAUGCUGUAUAUUCUAUAUAGAUAAAAUCUAGAUCUUUACAUAAUAUAUUCUGUAUUCACGAAUUAAAGGAGGUUAAUUAAAUCUAUCCAGUUUUCUGGACCCACCAAACUCCUUUAUAUGCAGGAGGGUGACAAAACUGGCCUUAGACCCACCAAUGUGUGCAGUAAAGUACUGAUGAGGCCUUUUCUAAUCACCCCCAAGCCAACCACCUUUGGGCACUUUGGAAUAGUCCGGACCCACUUAUUGCUGCUAGACCAAACCAAGUGUUUGGAUAUUAGGGGGUGAAUGAGAGCAAAGGAAAACAAACAAAGAAACUCAACUGUUACUUGAGAAGCUCUUUAAUGCUAGUAUUACAAACAGAUGAAGUUGUGGAGACCAAAAAGCCAUUUCAGAUGUUUGAAUGAUUCAGUGUAACAAAACUUCCCACCGACUCCGCCCAGGGGUUUAUAGAUUUGUAUCAAAAGAGAGGAGAAUAAGUUUUAAACUUUUCCCUUUUAGAAUUUUGUGUUUGUUCAUGUGUCUCCAUGACGUGUUAAUCAAAGAUUUGACUCCAGUCGCGCCUUUUCUUGUUUCUGCAUGUUUAAAAUGAUGUUCGUUAAUUAUUUUUGUUGUAAAGAAAGGUUCAGAACUUGGAAUUUUAAGCAGUUUCCAAAAUGCCCUUGUUUUAGAUUGGCCAUGUUGUUGGUAGUGGUUUUUAUGUCAUUCUAUAUGAGUACUUGAGUACUUUCAUGACAGAAAUAGAUAUUGAUUAGAAGAACACAAAAUGUCAGAAGUAUCUACAUCAACAUAUAUAAGCAAACUUGUUUGUACAUGUUUUUAUCAGGCUAGAAAGUAAAUAGAUCAUUGAAUUACCCUUAUGAUAUCUUUUAAAAUGUUUCUGUAAGUAAUGAAUCAUAUGCAAAGGCUAGAUUCUGUGCUGGAUGUCAGUAUUAUGUGUUGUUUGUGUAUUAUUUAUUUAUAAUGCCAACAGAUAAUUAUUGUUUUUUUUUUUCAAAUGUGUAUUGUAUUUUAUAUUGUUAUGGUGUUGAUGGUACUUUUG